Molecule: messenger RNA, 1040 nt
Organism: Physella acuta
Lineage: Eukaryota; Metazoa; Mollusca; Gastropoda; Physidae
Product: small ribosomal subunit protein uS2m
Biological process (GO): translation
Cellular component (GO): ribosome; mitochondrial small ribosomal subunit
Molecular function (GO): structural constituent of ribosome
Source: RefSeq, a predicted model, not a curated record
UAUCUCGUUAAAUAAUAUUCGAGACAGUUUAGGGGAGAUCAGUCUCGUUUACUCCAAACUAGACUAGAUCAGAUCUAGAUAUCUAGAUCUAAAUCUAGCCUACAUGUUUACGGAUUUUUACGUAGAGACGUGUAUGUAAUUCAAAAUGGCGACCACCAUAAGAGUCAUGAAUACGAGGGCAUUGCAUAACCUUUGUCUCAGUUCAAAACAUUCAAGAUUAUUUGGAUCUGUUUUUGACUCGGUUCAAAAAUCAAAGAAUCACCAUCAAGCUGCAAAUCUACGUGAUGAUGAACUGUUGUCUAAAGUUGAAUCAGCUGUACAGCAAGAAGAUUACUUUGGAGUUAAAAAGCUUGUUACUCUAAAAGAUCUCUUUCAAGCUCGUGUCCAUCUGGGUCACAAUGCUGGUCUGCGCCAUGAAUCCAUGACACCUUUUCUAUUUGGCACCCGUCAAGGAGUGGACAUCAUUGAUCUGGAACAGACACUGCCCCUGCUUCAGCAUGCAUUGAAUGUGUGUGGCCACAUAGUCUACAGAGGGGGGAUGGUUCUCUUCCUGAGUCGCAACAUGCAGCUCCUCCCCUGGAUAGAGAAAGCUGCUCAAGAAAUAGGAGAGUAUGCACAUUGCAGGCCCUGGCAGAGAGGAACCUUUACAAAUGCUUCCAAUAUUUUCGGCACUCUUCCUAUUUAUCCUGAUGUUUGUAUUUUUCUUGGAACUCACGACACUGUGUUUGAAACCCACAAAGGUGUCAUUGAGUCGUCUAAACUGUUAAUACCGUCCAUUGGCAUUGUGGACACAAAUGUGGACUGUUCCCUGGUCACGUACUGUGUACCAGGCAAUGAUGACACACCUGAUGCCUUGCACCUUUACCUCAAGUUGUUUACAAAUGUCAUUCAGAGAGCCAAGGCAAAGAGAGCAGAAGAUGGGAUUAACAGCAAACAGACCUCUUCACUUGUGCACUGAUUGGUGCAAGUUCAAAUAUACAAUAAUAUUAUAUAUGAAAUGUACAUAAUAGCGCAAUAAAAAUAAAAGACUUUUUCUGUCA